AGCGGAGAGAAACCGUUGCCUUUCAAGAUGGCGAAGGACCUGGACGAGCUCUUGGAUGAGGUUGAGUCCAAGUUUUGCAGACCAGACCCGCUGAGACUGGGCGUGGCGGAGCGCCCCAAAGGCUGCGGCGGCGGCAUCCUCGGCAGCGACCGGAGCCGAGCCGAGGCGAACGAAAAGCUCAGAUCAACAGGAAGAUUUAAAAAAGAAGAUGAUCUUGACAGUCUUAUUAAUGAAAUAUUUGAAGAUCCCAUCUUUGAUAAAAAAUCCUUUAAAUUAAAACCUAAAUCUUCAGGUAACACAUCUGUCAGUGCUCCCAUUCAAGGCCGCGGUAAAAGCUGCAACCCCGUGUACCUCGGUGGAAGCGCUGCGCCGUGUGGAAUUGGGACAACGACUUCACAGAGAUCCUGUGACCAUCUGCGUUGUACAGCGUGUGAUUUCUGGGUUGUAAGCUAUGAUGACUAUAUGUGGGACAAAUCGUGCGAUUAUCUGUUUUUCAGGAACAACAUGCCAGAAUUCCACAAAUUAAAAACAAAGUUGGUAAAGAAGAAAGGAGCACGGGCCUAUGCCUGCCAGUGUAGCUGGAGAACUGUUGUCGAACUGACUGACCUGCAGACGGACCAUCAGCUGCGUUGGGUUUGUGGUAAACACUAAGAAUGCAGACUUUUGCCCUGGCUGGGUGGCUCAGUUGAUUGGAGCAUCAUCCCAUAACCCAAAAGGUUGCAAAUUUGAUUCCCAGGCAGGGCACUUAGGUUGUGGGUUGGGUUCGAUCCCCGUCCGGAUGCGUACAGGAGGCAUCCAAUCAGUCUUUCUCCUCUCAAUUGAUGUCUCCUUUCUCUCUCUCUCCCUGCCCACCUUCCUCUCUCUCUAAAAACCAAUUUAAAAAAGAUAUCCUCGGGUGAGGAUUAAAUAAACAAAUAAUAUAGCCUUUUCACAUUCAGACAAAUAUAUCCAUGAGAGCAGUCUCUAUUAAUCAUCAUAAUAUUUAAGUAAAGGUACAUAGCAGUAGCAUGCCCUUUGGGAAAAGACAAUAAAUUUCAUUUAAUGACUACAAAUUUUCAAAGACAAAUAGACUUCAGAAGAUAAUGUGCUUUAUUUAACGUUUUGGAAUUACUCCUUUAUGAUAUACUGGACAUUUCAUUUUGUAAGCAAAGUAAUAAGUUAUUCAAAUUCUUUGCCAGCCUCUCUUCUACUUAACGCAAGUUUAAUUAAGCAGUUUUAUACCAACCUAUAGCCAUUUAUUAGCAACUGCAGCAUUACUGACGCUAAUACACUUAGCGUAAAUAUUCCUCAUUCACCGCAUUGAAAUGGGGUAAAGCCGGCCAGUGCGGAGAGUCACUGAGGAGUAUAGGCGUCCCCUCGUCCAGUCAGAGCUGUUGCUGCAAAGGAUCAGAGUUGAUGUGGCAGAAACCUUGUCAGCACUGACUAAUUGGAGGGUUUCCAGGAGUGUAGGUAUAUUGUAAAUGAAUACACUACCUACAGCUGAUCUGACCUCACCAACUCAAAGUGAUAUUAUGAACAGUAAUGAUAAGCAUGCUUUUUAGGUUUUAGCUUCUUUCUCCUCCUUUUGUUUGUAUAUAUAUUAAAAGUUACUUGGCUCUUUAUUUUCACAAAUACCCAUUUAUAUGUUUUUUAAAAGUUUGAUGCACCUAAAAUCCCAAGGAAAGAUCCAAAUAUGGACAGGUCAUUUUUGGUUUUUUCAUUACUUUCUAGCUUUUCAUUCCUAAAACUAUAAUUAAGUAAAACGCACAGCAAGUAAGAUAUUUUCUCAGGCAGCCUGUUGAUUUUUCUGGCGGGAUCAGAGUGACAUACUAUUUAUUAGAUGAGUAUGAAAAGGGAGAUAGAGCAUAGCCUAUUGACAUUAGUGAGACUUGGAGAACCGACAAUAGCAGCACAUCUAGGAAAUCAGUUACCUCAAAAUUACCAGCUCCCAGCCAAGAGUUGUCUAAUCUGCCAAAACCUCUUUACUGCAUGUGUCUAAUAUAUAGUUCAAUUGUUGACACAAGGCAUGCUGAACAAGAGUAAUUGAAGCAAAGUUAGGAUCUUCUUAGUCUUGUGCUUAAUCCAGCCACCCUACUUCAGCAAAGAAGAAAAGCCUUCUCCUAGCCAUGACACAUUUGCACAUGUGUAAAACUCAGUAAGUCUAGUAUUGCAACCAAUCAAAUCUCCUGUUUGCAGAAACUCACAUUUUUGUAUUAUGAAUAUGUUUAUAAAUCUUAUCUUUCAAUAAAAAUGUUUUACUCUCUAAAA
This is a messenger RNA of Myotis myotis, 2247 nucleotides long. RefSeq names its product chromosome unknown C8orf37 homolog (gene CFAP418). The transcript is spliced from 6 exons. Bases 28 to 651 code for a protein of 207 amino acids. Gene Ontology annotation, cellular component: cytosol. NCBI's taxonomy places the organism in Eukaryota, Metazoa, Chordata, Mammalia, Chiroptera, Vespertilionidae. The record is from RefSeq and is a predicted model, not a curated record.